CCACCACCACCUCUCCAGCACCUCACUUUCGCCUAAAUUCAAAACCUAUUAAUGCGCCCCCAGAUUGCCUCCCGGGGCUCAGUGUUGUGGUGUCCGGAGCGACGCGUUGUAGUAUAAUUUCGGGGGUCCUGAGAAUUAUUGAAUCAGUUGUCUGGUCGCCCGCCAAGUUGCCUCAGCCGCAGCGUGGAGGGGGCGGGGGUGGUGGUGGUGGUGCCGGUGUUGGUGAGGAUCUGAGUGGUGAGUGGUUUCCUGGUGGAGGGAUGUGGUGUAGUAUUUUACGCGGAGGGAGAUCUGAUAAAACUGCUUGUAUAGUGGAAUUUCCUGAGAGUUUUGGAGGUGAAGCGAGGACGGGACGAGUGCGUGGCGAAGGGAGGUGAGGGGAGGGUGCGAGGGUUGCGUGGCGGAGAGGCAGCGUGGUGGUGGUGGUGGAGGGGAGGCGUGGUGGUGGCGGCGUGGUGGUGCAAGGAGCGGCGUGGAGGUGGCGGCCGUGGCGCGGCAGUGUGCGUGGUGCCAGUGUGGGUGCCGGGAGAGGCGGGCAGCGCUGCGUCACUCUCCUCCUCGCACGGUACUUCCUGUCACCGUGGGGUCCUCACAGCACCCCCACCUCUCUGCGCCACACCCACACAAACCCAGCCAGCCCAUCACCCGCACGACGCCAGCCUUCACUCACCAUACAACCACCAAGAUAAGUCAAAACAGUUCCGAGUGCACACACCGCACCGAAGAUCACGAUGAGGAGUUAUUUUUUUAUAUUUACGCCUCUGGUUGUAAAAGUGAAGGGUAAAUCACAUGUAAAAGAGAAAAAUCAUGAACUUCAACUCACGUAAUUGUGCCUAAUGGGAGGGAAUACUAAAGGAUAAAAAUCACUGAAGGCUCUUAACCACGAUCAAGUCGCAUUUUCAAAGUCACAUCAAUAGUUGAAAAUAAAAAGCAACGGGAAAAAAAAAUAAAUAGAAAGAAGAGGACGAAAGAUAUAUCAACACAAGAGAUGCUGAUGAGAGAGACAGAAAGAGAAGGAAAGGGAGGACAAGAAAAGGAGAACAGGACAUCAGAAACACCAGAGGACAUGCCAGUGACCAAGAAUCCCGUGUCCUCGCUCUACAGAAGGAACAGAAGGGGAGAAUAGGCCGCCGGCGAGAGUAAACGAAGAAGAAGGACCAGAAGGGCCUUUCAAACCUGACUCAAAAGAGAGAGAGAGAGAGAGAGAGAGAGAGAGAGAGAGAGAGAGAGAGAGAGAGAGAGAGAGAGAGAGAGAGAGAGAGAGAGAGAGAGAGAGAGAGAGAGAGAGAGAAAACAAGACCAGAAAUCUGGCUCUAGGUGAACCGCAGCUAUGAGAGGCACGGCACCAGGUCAGCUUUUCUGGUGAAGAGAGAGGCCGUGAGGCAUGAAGGAGGAGGGGCCGGGCGGGAGGGAGGGAGGGAGGGGCAGAAAGAUAGAGAAGGAGGAGAUGGUCCAAAAUUGUGGAGGAGCUAGAGCGUGUGAGAGGGAGGCGGUGCGAGUGGCUGAAAGGUGGAUGAAGUGUGCGGUGUGUGGCCGGGAGGGAGGGAAGGGAGUGUAGGUGUGUGUGUGUGUGUGUGUGUGUGUGUGUGUGUGUGUGUGUGUGUGUGUGUGUGUGUGUGUGUGUGUGUGUGUGUGUGUGUGUGUGUGUGUGUGUGUGUGUGUGUGUGUGUGUGUGUGUGUGAAGGUGAAUGGUGGAUGUACGUACGUGUGUAUGCAUAAUAGCAUGUGGUGCCUCCCUACAUAAGUGUAAUCGAUAGAAGAAAAAACAUAAUCUAAUGAACUUGAAAAGCAAAACAGAGGAACAGAACACGAUAAAAGACAACAAAACUAAACAAACCAAAGCAAACCGAAACAAAAAAAAAAUUGAAAAAAUAGUGAAGCAUGAAAAAUAGAUACAAAAACAAAAAAGAAAAAAAACGCGGCACGGGAAGAACCACGGACACGGAAAUAAAACUAAAUCAAAGGCACUAAAAGGACUGAGAGAGUGAGUGGAGAAAAAACGACAGUGGAAAAGAAAUACACGUAGAAUUGUGUCUCAAAUAAGGCAAUAGAGAGACACUGAGGACGAGGAAAGAUGAGAAGGCAAUGAUGGGACGCCCAGAAGGAGGACGAGGAGGAAGACGAGGAGGCUGAGGAGGUUCACGGUGGUCAGGCAAGAGUAACGCCUCGGAAUAAAGAAUCUGAACGCUGAGCAAGACUUCCGGCCGCACCACCAUAAAAGAGGACAACGUGAGGGGAAAAAAAGAGGAAAAUAAAGGAAAAGAAAGACAGAUCAGGGAGACAUUAUGAGGGUGAACAGCCAUCAUUACAGCCACACCCACCGCCACCACCACGACUCGGGCGUGGAGGGCGGGUCGUGCCGCAAACGUGGGAGUUGUGGGCCGGCCUGGUGCUCGCGGGAGACAUGGCAAGCUGCUGUGCAGUUAGUCCUGCUGUGUCUCGCCUCCUGCUCCUGGACACUGCUGCUUAUUUCCCUCACCCUCACCUCCCCUAUUUCUGCCCACAGGCACGUGGUGGAGGCGGUGGUUGAUCCCGGACCUCCGUGGAAGGGCGGCAGUGCCGAGGCCUGCGAGGAGUGCUUGACCCGACAUGGACCUCCAGGGACUUACUGGCGGGUGUUCCAAGGACCGCUACAGCAGGUGGUGGCUGCUCUGAACCGCCUGGACCAGCCCCUGGCUCCCCCUGCUCUGCGCGCUCAUUUGCUGGGUACCAGGACGCUGCUGCAGCACCUGGCCUCCGUCCUGCACCUGCCACUCUUCGACCACGCUGAGGAUGACACUGAGACAAAAAGGAGCGAGGCAGCGGUGUGGGCAGCGCCGGGGGAGCCCCACGGAAAGCUGGCGUGCCAGGAGAGGUUUCUAGGUUCCAAGGUGGGUUACCCACGUUACGUGCAGGGCUUCACGCGUGUGGCCUGCACUGCCCUGCCCCUGAAGCAGGUAGUGACAGCGGUGCUGUGGGACGUGGACCCUAAGUACCUCAAGAAUCUUCUGUCGAACUUUGAACGCAUAUACCCCGAGCUGCCGUUGUUGCUGCUGAGUGACGCAGACGCGCAUGGCGGGGACAACCUGGUGGUCGAGCCGCCCACGCCCUCCGUGCCGCAAGCUCUCGCCAAAGCCCUCGCCCGUGUAAAGACGCCUUAUGUGCUGCUUGCUUCCAAUUUAACUCAACUUAGUCAUCACUCGCGGUUGGAGAGGCUGGUGUGGGUGGCGGAGUGGGCGGGCGUGUGGGCGGUGGGUGGUUCCGUCAGAGGGGCAGACGGACGUUGGAGGGCGGGGUGCCUGCAGGUGAGAGAGGACCAUGGCCAGCUCGUGUACGCCCGUGGGUACGACGCCUCAAUGCACGAGUGCCAGCUGUGUCAGGCCAUAGACGGCCCUGUCGUCAUGCGCACGGCAGCGCUGGCGUCCCUCAACUGGCCUGAAAACGCCACCGCCAGACAACUUCUCUUCCCGGAGUUGUUCCUGGAGAUCCAUGCCAAGGCCGCCCCUCACCAGCACGGCGCCGCGGUGUGUCCUGACGCCAUGUUCCUGCAGGCCGCCCUGGAGGCACCCUGGCAGGUGGCUGCUGAUACUCGCCUACAGGGACGCGAGCUACAGCGGGUGGCGGCGCUGUGGAGACCCUUGGCUCGGCAGCGGCACCUGGUCCGCCUUCACCUGCCCUCGGGAGUCAUCAUUAAUUACCCGUGUGAUUUCCGCCCCGCCGUCCACGACCAAACUUCAGGCUUGCCAUGGACUCUCACAGACGCCGCUUCGCUGCCACCCUGGACAUGCGAACGCCAAGAGAUCACGGCGAUACUAUCCCAACUCCUGCAGACGUGUGACAUCCUCCACAUCAAGUGUUUCUUACCUCAGGCAUCCCUGCCAGGAGCUGACGGCGAUUCUAGCCUGCCAGGGAGUGAAGAGGGAGAGGACGGAGAGCUGCAGGUGAGGGCGGCGGUGGCCUUCCUGCCCCCACGCCUGUCCCUCCUCGCUAACUUCUCACAUUACACAACCUCCCACGAGGGCGAGUCACUGAAAGUGACAGGGCGAUGGUGGCGCGUCAUCCUAACGCCCACGCCCGUGCCCUACUCUCUCCGUUGGAUCAGCCUUGUGGCCUGUCUCAGGAGGGAGGUAGUGGACGGGGUGUGGGCGUGGAUAAUCCAGCCGGACAUAGAGAAGCGUCACGAGGGAACGGGCGGCCCUCUACCCAACCUCCGCGCCGCAGACACAACGUGGGAGGAGGAUGUGCAGGUGCUGAUGAGGCCGAGGUGUGCCGCGGGGUCGCACCUCCCAGCCUGUCAUCACCUCACCGUAACAAAAGACUCAGGAAGGUCACACAGCAUCAGAGGCCCGUCACAGCCCGUCACAGUCAGCCUCAUACUCACACUCGCUCGCCCACAUCAGCCGUCUGCCCUCUUGAGUCUAAGGUUUCUUUUAGGUUAAGGUGUCUCAUAAAUACAUACAUACAUACAUACAUAAUCCUGAACCGCCAAAGUCAUAAUAAUUAAGGUGUCAUAAGUACUCUCUCUCACUCUCUCUCUCUCUCUCUCUCUCUCUCUCUCUCUCUCUCUCUCUCUCUCUCUCACUCUCUCUCUCUCUCUCUCUCUC
This is a messenger RNA of Scylla paramamosain (green mud crab), 4583 nucleotides long. RefSeq lists its product as uncharacterized. NCBI's taxonomy places the organism in Eukaryota, Metazoa, Arthropoda, Malacostraca, Decapoda, Portunidae. The transcript has 7 exons. Bases 2286 to 4418 code for a protein of 710 amino acids. The record is from RefSeq and is a predicted model, not a curated record.